AUGCCGCACUCCGUCCUCGCCCGCCUGCCCCACGGCUCCAUCCGGCUCGUCGUCGUCUUCGGGCUGCUGCUCCUCGUCUCGCUGCUCGUCCUCCACCGCCGCCCCGGGAGGUCCCAUGUGGCGGCCGCCGCCGCCGGCGGCGGCCUCCCCGAUACCUCCGCCCUGUUCCUGUCGCUAUCCCCGGGGGCCAACGCGAGCAUCGCGGCCGACCUCCGCGCGCUCACCGCGGGGCCGCACCUCGCGGGGACGCCCGCGUCGGCGGGGGCCGCCGCGCACGUGCUCGCCCGCCUCCGCGCCGCGGGGCUCCAAACCCUAACGCGCGAGUACGAGCCGCUGCUCUCGUACCCCGGGCACGCCUCCCUCGCGCUGCUCCGGCCCGACGGCUCCCUGCUCAAGCGCCUGUCGCUCGAGGAGCCCGCGGACGAGGGGCACCGCGUCGUUCCGCCGUACCACGCGUACGCGCCGUCCGGCGGGGCCGUCGCGGAGGCGGUGUUCGUCAACCUCGGCCGGGAGGAGGACUACGUCGCGCUCGAGAGGCUUGGGGUGGGCGUGCGCGGCCGCGUCGCGGUGGCGCGCCGCGGGGGCGGGUACCGCGGCGGGGUGGUGGCGCGCGCAGCGGAGAAGGGAGCCGUCGCCGUGCUCAUCGCCGGCAACGCGGACGGCGGCGUCGAGAGAGGAGUCGUUCUUCUCGGCGGCCCCGGCGAUCCGCUCACCCCCGGGUGGGCCGCCACCAGUGGUGCGGAGCGUUUGGGGUUCGACGAUAAGGCAGUCAAGCGGCGGUUUCCGACUAUCCCCUCCAUGCCGGUGUCGGCCAAGACGGCAGCAGCGAUCAUUCGAAGCCUGGGUGGUCCGGCCAUGCCGGCUGAAUGGAAGAACGGCCUCGGGGUGGAUGUCGGUGGCGUUGGACCUGGCCCCACGCUGGUCAACUUCACCUAUCAGGAGGUCAGGAAGUUUCGUAAGAUACGAGACAUUUUUGGUAUCAUAAAAGGACACGAAGAACCUGAUCGUUACGUGAUACUCGGUAACCACAGAGAUGCAUGGACCUAUGGAGCAGUUGAUCCUAACAGUGGGACAGCUGCACUUCUAGACAUUGCCCGGCGUCUUGGAAUGAUGCUGCAAUCAGGAUGGAAACCACAGAGGUCCAUCAUUCUUUGUAGUUGGGACGCUGAAGAAUUUGGGAUGAUAGGAUCAACUGAAUGGGUUGAAGAGAACCUCGAAGAUCUGCAUUCCAAAGCUGUAGCUUACUUGAAUGUUGAUUGUGCUGUGCAAGGUGUGGGAUUUUUUGCUGGCUCUACUCCCCAGUUGGACAAACUCUUGGUUGAUGUUACAAGACAGGUGAAGGAUCCUGAUGUCACGGGAAAGAUGAUUCAUGAUACAUGGAAUGAAAUGAGUGGUGGCAUCAAAAUAGAAAGGCUUGCUCGAACUGAUUCCGAUUUUGCUCCAUUUCUACAUCAUGCUGGAAUUCCCUCUGUAGACUUGUACUAUGGAGAAGAAUUUCCUGGUUACCAUACUGCUCUUGACACUUAUAAUUGGAUGGAAAAGCUUGGCGAUCCAUUGUUUCUUCGUCAUUUGGCUAUCACAGAAAUUUGGGGACUAUUAGCUCUUCGAUUGGCCAAUGAUCCCGUGUUACCUUUUGAUUAUCAAGCUUACAGUUCACAGUUACAGGAGCAUAUAAAAGCAUUUUCUGCCCUGACGAGUAAUAUCCAAGCAGUAAAUUUGAUGAAUGGAUUCAUCAAUGAUCUUUCUGCAGCAGCUAUGGAAGUUCUGAAGGAGAUGAAGAAGCUACAACAGCUGGAUUUAUACGAUGAGCACGCUAGGAUGAGGAGGCGAUUGUUGAACGAUCGCCUCCUACUUGCCGAAAGAAGCUUCCUGCAACCUGAAGGGCUCCAAGGAAGAGGGUGGUUUAAGCAUCUGUUGUACUCGCCUCCGGAGGAUUACGAAAGCAAGUUUUCGUUCUUCCCUGGGAUCGCGGAUGCCAUCUCGCGGUCGGCCAAUCUGAGUGACAAGGAACGAGAGGGGGCAAUGAAGCAUGAAGUGUGGAAAGUCUGCCGGGCAAUUCAAAGGGCCGCGAGUGUUCUUAGAGGUGAAUUCAGUGAGCAAAAACCGACGAAUUUUAGUUCUUUGGUGGCUCCAUGA
Miscanthus lutarioriparius is the source of this 2136-nucleotide messenger RNA. NCBI's taxonomy places the organism in Eukaryota, Viridiplantae, Streptophyta, Magnoliopsida, Poales, Poaceae. The record is from the annotation of a GenBank genome assembly.